AUCCAACAGGUGAAUGGUGGGAAUUAUGGGAUGAUAAUCAUCAACUGCCUUAUUAUUAUAAUACGGCAUCUGGGCAGACAGAAUGGGUUCGUCCGGAAAGUGGAACAAUUAUUCCACUGACAAAAAUUCAGAAUUCGUCAAUUGGUAAAAGGAUAUCAAUUGCGUUGACUCCAACGGAUGAUGAGAUUGAUAUAAGUCAAUUACAACAAAUUAAUGGAUUAAGACAUGCUAAUAUGGUAUCCCCGGAACGCUCUUCUGGGUUAUUAAGUAUCAAUUACGUUUUAUCGAAACAUAAUUCAGCUUCAUCAAUAGCUUCACCGUCCUCGGAAAUUAAAUCAUCAAGUCAAGAACAACUCGACUCUGAUUUUAUGAGGAAUGAAAAUGAAGAUAACGAUAUAAAUUCCUCAAUUAAAGAAACUAGUCAAUUAGAAGUUUCGAACAAUUCAACUUUUAAUGAAGAAAAUCCCGUAAACUAUGAUAUUAUGGGCUCCUCAUCUCAAAAUUCUUCUACUGAUAAAUAUGGAGUUUCAAACUCUUUUGAUAUACCUUCCCGGGAUAUUGACUUAAUUCCGAUAAGACGGAAUUCAAAAGUUUCAAUUGAUUCUGUGAUGAGCGUAUCUACGGCUUCAACUUCUAGACCAAAAACCCCAAAUUCUGGAAACAUCCCUAAUAGUGGAAAUCAAUUGUUCAAGAUUAUGUCUCCGAAGAAAUCUACUGAAGCCGCUGAACGUGCAAGAAAGACUGGAAUUAGCAACCCUCGUGUAAACUAUG
Messenger RNA from Racocetra fulgida, 771 nucleotides. The record is from the annotation of a GenBank genome assembly. Lineage: Eukaryota; Fungi; Glomeromycota; Glomeromycetes; Diversisporales; Gigasporaceae.